Messenger RNA from Carica papaya (papaya), 1219 nucleotides. RefSeq names its product LIGHT-DEPENDENT SHORT HYPOCOTYLS-like protein (DUF640) (gene LSH5). Gene Ontology annotation, cellular component: nucleus. Gene Ontology annotation, biological process: response to light stimulus; mRNA transcription. NCBI's taxonomy places the organism in Eukaryota, Viridiplantae, Streptophyta, Magnoliopsida, Brassicales, Caricaceae. The record is from RefSeq and is a predicted model, not a curated record.
UUCUCUCUGUCGAGUUUUUUUAUUUAUUUUUUUUUUUUUGAGCAAUCAGUUUCUUUCCUUUUCCUCUCUGCUGCUCAGCCUGAGAGAUGUCGUACUAGCAUUUCUUCUUCUUCUUCUUCUUCUUUUUUUUCAUUCAUUCAUUCAUGUUCCCUUUUUACGUCCCAUCAUCACUCUUUCCUUUCUCCCCAUUAAACAAACACGACCUUCCCUUCAACCUCUUCCAAGCUCAUCUCUUUCUCUUUCAACCCUAGCAUGAACUAAUCAAACAGAUACCCCUAGUGAAACCCAUCGUUACUUCCGUAAUUAAUUCAGAUAUAUACCCAGCUGAUCAGAACUAGGUAAACAAAGCCCGAUCGUUACUAGUAUAUAUAAUUACCGCCAUCAAUCCAUGGACUCAGCCUCUGCAGCUGGCGGGGGCGACCGGACCGGGGGUGAACCGGGUUCGUCAGCGGUUGGGUCAUCGUCAUCGGUGGGAGCUUCGGCCGCGGCUGCUUCUGCUGCACCAGAGAGCUCGUCCUCUCCGGCUCCACCGAGCCGGUACGAGUCACAGAAGCGGAGAGACUGGAACACGUUCCUGCAGUACUUGAAAAACCACAAGCCUCCAUUGACGCUGGCUCGCUGCAGCGGGGCGCACGUGAUUGAGUUCUUGAGGUACUUGGAUCAGUUCGGGAAGACGAAGGUGCACGUGGCGGGAUGCCCGUAUUUCGGGCACCCGAACCCGCCAGCCCCGUGCGCCUGCCCUCUAAAGCAAGCGUGGGGAAGCCUCGACGCGCUCAUCGGACGGCUCAGGGCGGCCUACGAGGAGAACGAUGGGCGGCCCGAGUCGAACCCGUUUGGGGCUCGGGCCGUGAGGAUUUACCUGAGGGAGGUAAGGGAAGGGCAAGCGAAGGCCAGAGGGAUCCCUUACGAGAAGAAGAAGCGAAAACGGCAUGCCGUUUCGCAGGCGAAUGCGUCGGUAGCUGCGAGUACUCAAGUUGGUGGGGCAGGUGGGUCGAGUACCGCCGGCGUUGGUGGAGCAGAGGGUGGUGCUGAUGGUGUAGCUGUUGGUACCGCGGCUGCUGCUAAUGCUACUCCUACUGCCAUAUAGGUUUUUUUAAACAAUAUAAUUAUUAAUCUAUAUUUCUGGUUAAAUUAAAUGUGAUUAUGAUGAACUACAAUCAUAUACUAUGGAUCCCAUGAACGAAUUUAGCUAGAAAAUCUGCUCAAAAAAUUUUCUUUC